Molecule: messenger RNA, 1267 nt
Organism: Nelumbo nucifera (sacred lotus)
Lineage: Eukaryota; Viridiplantae; Streptophyta; Magnoliopsida; Proteales; Nelumbonaceae
Product: protein SRG1-like
Source: RefSeq, a predicted model, not a curated record
AUGGAGGCACCCCAAGUUACUUUACUGGGAAGCUCCCUCCUGGUACCUAGCGUCCAGGAGUUAGCCAAAGAUCCCAUGAACACACUCCCACCCAGGUACGUCCAUCCAGGCCAAGAGCCUCCAAGCAACCCUACUUCCACUUCAGCUCCCAUCGUCCAGGACCUCCCUGUUAUCGACAUGCAAGCCUUAUUUUCUGCUGAAUCCAUGGACUCCGAAUUGGCCAGGUUAGAUACUGCUUGCAGAGAUUGGGGUUUCUUUCAGUUUGUAAACCAUGGAGUAAGCUCCUCAUUAUUGGAAAAGUUAAAGUCAAAGAUCCAUGAAUUCUUCAAUCUCCCCAUGGAAGAGAAGAAGAAACUUUGGCAGAAACCAGGCGAUAUGGAGGGAUUUGGGCAGGGCUUCGUGGUAUCAGAGGAUCAGAAACUUGAUUGGGCAGACCAAUUUUUCAUAAUAAGCCUCCCUACCCAUCUAAGGAAGCCCCACCUGUUUCCUAAGCUCCCUCUACCUUUCAGAGAGACCUUGAAUGCUUACACGUUGGAGAUGAAUAAGCUUGCCAUGAAUAUCUUACUGCAAAUGACUAAAUCUCUGAAGAUGAAGGGCGAGGAGAUGAAUGAGUUCUUUGAGGAUGGGAUGCAAGGAAUUAGAAUUAAUUUCUAUCCUCAAUGUCCUCAACCAGAGCUAGCCAUUGGUCUUACACCCCAUUCAGAUGCCGGGGGCCUAACUCUUCUCCUUCAAGUAAAUGAAACGGAUGGCCUCGAGAUCAACAAACAAGGGACAUGGAUUCCAGUUAAACCCCUUCCGAAUGCUUUCAUAGUCAAUAUUGCAGACUGUUUGGAGAUUGCAACAAAUGGGGCAUAUCGCAGCAUUUUGCAUCGGGCAACAGUGAACUCAGUGAAAGAGAGGCUCACAAUCGCCACAUUCCACGGCCCAAAACUUGAUGGAGAGAUAGGUCCUGCAGCAAGCCUAAUCGGCCCAAAUGCACCAGCAUUAUUCAGCAGAAUUGCAGUCAAGGAAUAUUUCAAACGCUUCUUUUCUCGACAACUCGAUGGAAAAUCAAACCUUGAGCUUAUGAGAACUCACAAUGGCAAAGACAACGAUGCUUGAAUUUCCUGUCAAAUAUGAAGAUCGAUCACUAGAAAGAUAAAGUAAAAGAAGUAAUAAAUGGGAAUCAUGACUGUGGUAGGAAACUCAUAAUCUCUUUUGUGGUUUAAUUUCCAUGGCAAGCUGGAGUGGCUUAUGGCAUUUGUAGUUGGAUGUUUGUUAUGGUUUU